This is a messenger RNA of Fusarium falciforme, 1677 nucleotides long. RefSeq lists its product as hypothetical. Lineage: Eukaryota; Fungi; Ascomycota; Sordariomycetes; Hypocreales; Nectriaceae. Gene Ontology annotation, cellular component: dynactin complex. Bases 1 to 1677 code for a protein of 558 amino acids. The transcript is spliced from 2 exons. The record is from RefSeq and is a predicted model, not a curated record.
AUGGCGCCCGUGAUCCCCUACACGUACAUACAAUGUCCCUGCUCCGACCUCUCGCCUCCCGACCUCCCAGACAGCCCUCAGCCGCAGGACUCCUCCGACGAUGAGCGAUCAUUUGACCCCCGUGCCCCUCGAUCCAACUUCAGCCUCUAUCCCCUCGAGCACCUCCUCUACUGCGAAGAUUGCCAGCAGAUUCGAUGUCCUCGAUGUGUCAAUGAGGAGGUAGUCACAUACUACUGCCCCAACUGCCUGUUCGAGGUCCCUAGCAGUAACCUCCGCAGCGAGGGCAACAGGUGUACACGAAGCUGCUACCAAUGUCCCGUAUGCAUCGGUCCCCUCCAGGUCAUGGCGCUGGCGCCUACAGACCCGGCCCAUCUCGCAACAGACGCCUCGUCCCACGCCCACGGCCCGUACGCUCUCUUCUGCCAGUACUGCAACUGGACCUCGACCGAGAUCGGCAUCGACUUUGACCGCCCCAGCGGCAUCCACUCGCAGCUAUCCAAGAUCAACAACGGCGGUGACCUCAAGCUCACGGCAAAGGAGUUCAAGGAGCGGCGCAAGGAGAACCCGGAGGAGCCACCGCCAGCGGAUAACGAUGUCGACACAGAUCUUCAGUUUGCCAACCUCAAGUCGUUUUACCAGGCGCAGUUGGCGGAUGCGAAUGCUUCACUGGGUGGUAUGUCUCUGCUCAAUGACAACGUCGGCUUCUCGUCCCCUGCAGCGCUAUCUAGGAUAAUGUCCAUCUAUACCGGGCAUGGACACGCCCGGAAGCGCCAGGGUCCUUCAGACGUAAUGCGGGAGGCUCUCAAUACAGAGGAAGGACUUAAGUUGGCGGAUCUAGAUGAGUCUGCCGAAAUCAAGAGGCUACAUCUGGAGGGUUGGGACACUACUGCUUCCAACGAGCAAAACGCCCAGCAGACAGAGGUGAAGCGGUUCCAGGAUGGCCUACGACCGAUACCAUACCUCCUCAGGACUAAACGCUCUAAGCGUUGCUCUGUAUGUCGACACAUCAUCUCCAAGCCAGAAAACAAGGUCACGUCGACGAGAUUCAAGAUUCGCCUUGUCGCAAAGGCCUACAUCCCGACAAUCAGCAUCCGCCCUCUCAAUCCCACAGCCGGACCAAUUCCCACCACCCAUCGUCCGCAGAUCGCCCUAGAGCCACCUCUGAAACCUCUCAACCCCUAUCACUACAUCCUCACGUUCAACAAUCCCAUCUUUGACGGUAUCAAGGUCACGCUUGCGACGCCAAACAGCACGCCUGGCAGGUUCUCUAGCAAGGUGACCAUUCUGUGCCCUCAGUUCGAGGUUGGGGCCAACACGGACAUGUGGGAUGACGCUCUCAAGGAUGAUGACCGAGACAAGAGGCGAAAGGGUGAAGACAGCAAUGGUCAGCCUGAAGCUGGUAAGAUCUGGGAACGCGGCCGGAACUGGGUGAGCAUCAUCUUGGAAGUGGUUCCUGCGCCACUACGCCCAGAGGACUUGGUUGGCGACAAGGUGGACAAGAGUCCACUGAGAGAGGAUGAGGAUGUUUUGGAGAUACCCAUGUUUGUCAGGAUGGAAUGGGAGGCCGACUCUCAGCAGGACGUCGGCACAGCGCCUGGGAAGGACAAGGACGCUCGGGAGAAGAAAGAGCUAGCAUACUGGUGCGUGCUAGGAGUUGGCCGCAUCAGACAAGAGUGA